GUCUCCCAGCCUCUGUGUGUCUCUGUCGUUUCCACACACCGCAGGAUACAAGCAGGAAGUAGAAAAAAAGAAGACAAGACCUGAUGGAAAUAAGGAAGUAAAUGAUGUCGAACUGGACAUGGAGCUCCUGUUUUUCUCCAAAGUGAAAGUAGAUUAGCCGACAGCUCAGAAACAGCAUUAUAAACAGCAACAGCUGCGCUAAGGAAAUUAGCUAGCUAGCUAAUUAUUUUACAGAGUCCACAUCAUCUUCAGAAGCCAUACGCAGAAAAACAGUGGGAGAGGAAGACAGACGACCACUAUGGAUCACAAAGUGGAACCUCUGGAAGGAGCCAUUGGACUGAAGCAAGAGGAGCUGCCACAAAUGGAUGGUUCAUGUGAUGCAUGUGAGCCUGAUGAGGCCCAGCCAGCAACACAAGUGUGUCACAUCUGCAGCUUUGCCUUCUGCCCCAUCCAUGCUAGCAAGCACACCAGCAGCACACGUCAUACGCUAAUGCCUUAUGACCACGAAGAGGCUGAUGGUCUGAAUACAGUCAAAGACAAAGCUGAUGAUGAGGCUGGAGGAAAUAGGGCAAAUCAGGGGAUGGCACCACUUGAUGUGGGAGUAGCUAACGGUGGUGAGAAUGGGCAUGCUGAGGAAAGAGAAGGAGCCCAGAACUGUUCACCUCAGGAGGCUGAAGGUGCAGAAGCUGGACCUGAGGCCAUGGCUGCCGGAGAGGCUGCAAAAAGAGACACUGUGACAGUAGAGCGGCUGCGUUGCAAGGAGCAUGGACAGGAGGGCUCCCUCUACUGUAAACCAGAUGAGAAGAUAAUCUGUGUAGUGUGUGCUGUGCAGGGUGAGCACAGGGAGCAUGAGAUCAUUACUCUCCAUGAAGCCUAUGUGUGGCAGAAGAGCAGGCAGGGCUAUGACCUGCUGGGCUAUACACAGCAGAUGGCAGAAAGGAUCAAGACCAAGUGGACGAACCCUGAGAUGUCUACGGAGGAAUUGGAAGAAUACGUGAACAGUCAGUUUGAUGAGCUUCGCAAAUUGGUGCGUCUGGAGGAGAGGAGGACCCUUCACCUCGUAGACCUCAAGGAAGCGUUUCUCACAGCGUCUGCUGCGGAGAAAAUAGCUGAGAUCACCGUGGAGACCGAAAAGCUGCAGGAAGAGAUGGACAACAUCACACACCAGCUGUGCCUAUUGGAACAGGCUGAGGCACAGGCAGUAAGUCCUGCUGUAGCAGCACAGGUCCUUGCAGCAGUGCCCGGACCAGUCCACAGAGCCCUGCACAACAUUGACGCCAGGCCAAGGCUGCCAGAGCCCAGGGCACACCCCAUGGACCCCCAGGACUUUGAAGACAACGACUCUGGACCAUCCAUGGACCACGCCCCCUGAUACGAGCAAACCAGAUUCCUUGUACAUCCACCUGUCCUUCACGAUCUGCUUCUGGCAGCCGUCAGCACUGUUGAGCUGUCAGGCCGGCCCCCUUUCUGUCAGUCAUCUCCCUCUCUUCCUCCCCCACCCCCCCUUCUCUGUCAAUGAACUGACCUUGAAGAAGGCUGCUGUGACAAAUAUGGAUGGCCAUGUCUUUUCUACUCUCAAACUUUUUUAAUUCCUCACUUGCUGCUAACUUUCUAUAAUUGAAGCAUGCAAGUUAUGUGCAAUCAAUUACCAUCAGGCUCCAUUUCCACAGCCAGUCAGAUCCUUGGCUACUGGUGAGCCUGGCUGAUUCGAAGAGGAGCCUGGGUCGGCACAGCCCAGCACAGCAUCUGUUAAACCCCACAGAUGUAAAGACAAGGAAAGUCACGACUUGGUGCUUUUCACUCUUCAUUUAAUGGCAGUAUGAUUUUGGUUCUGCUCUUUGGACUCUCUGGACAGUCUGAGAUGUAGAAAGGGAAGAUUUUCUCAGAUGCCACAAUGCCUUACACCGUCAGGAGAAUACAUAAAGAUAUUCUGAGGUUUUCAUUUGUCUUGUUAAAAAAAAAAAAAAAAAAGCGAGUGUCUUUUGUACUCAUCACCUCUUUUUUCCUCACCCUCAGCCAUACCUGCUGAUUUACAGUUUUUAUUUGUUUUUAUUUCUUAAUGUGCUUUUCACAUCUGUUAUCAGAAUCAGGGGACAUUUUGAUAUUUACUGAUUGUGAUAGUUGCUAAUUUUUUUUUCACUAUUAGAUAAAAAUCAAAGUGUAAUUUGAUUGUGCAAAACAGCACUUGUACAUUUAUCAACUCUCUUUGUAUAGUCAGGUAAAGGCUCAUUACUCCCAGCCAAUCUGCAGCAUAUGACGGAUUGUAGUCUAGAAUAAUGUGUGCACUUUCUACUUUGACCUGCUCAGACUCAGCUUUCACUUAUGAUGUACGGCUUCGAGUCCACAUAUCAGCAGUUUGUUUUAAUUGUGAUUGAUUCAAAUGCCUUAAAUCCAGAAUUAGGAGCAUGCCACUAGUAAAAUGUGGGACAACGUGACUUCACUGUAGCACUGCACUAAGAUACACUGAAGCUGUGUUCCUUCCCAAGGGAAUUGUUGGUGUGUCAACAGUGUAUUGAAAAAACAGCAAGAGCUUAUUCUGUAUUCUACCAUGACAACAGACAGGAGUCUGACUGUGUGAUGUUUCUUCUUGUUUUUCUUUGUCUAUUUUGGUCUUAAGUCUAAGAAUAAACAACCUGUUUCCUGUA
Melanotaenia boesemani (Boeseman's rainbowfish) is the source of this 2645-nucleotide messenger RNA. It is a transcript of the gene trim44, whose product is annotated as tripartite motif containing 44. Lineage: Eukaryota; Metazoa; Chordata; Actinopteri; Atheriniformes; Melanotaeniidae. The record is from RefSeq and is a predicted model, not a curated record. The coding region runs from base 299 to 1372 and encodes 357 amino acids. The transcript is spliced from 6 exons. Gene Ontology annotation, molecular function: zinc ion binding.